Molecule: messenger RNA, 1048 nt
Organism: Caenorhabditis sp. 36 PRJEB53466
Lineage: Eukaryota; Metazoa; Nematoda; Chromadorea; Rhabditida; Rhabditidae
Source: the annotation of a GenBank genome assembly
AUGGGCUGUACUCAUAGCAAAAACUCGAAAUCAAAGGCGGCAAAGGCGAAAAACGAACAGACGCUGGAACGGUCGAACCGUCAGAACAUCGUGGCGCAUUUCGAUGAGACGUGGGCAGAAAUAGGUUAACAUUUGAAUCAGAGCGGAUUCAGAAACAAGACAACGCCGUCGACGAGCAAUGAAUCGGAAGAGCAGCAGCCGAUGCAACACUCAAAGAAUCUGCUGAACGAAACUGUCGAAUCGACAUAUCACAAGCCGAGCGAUCAGGACAAAAACACCAAGAAACAAGGUUUGAGAUGAGGCAAGGAAGGAAAAAGGGAACAAUAUUUUUAGAAGUCAAACUGACGACGGCCUUUCAGAAGGCGGAGGAGAGUUCACCAACUCAGUACAAGCCGUGAGUCUGUUUCAUAUAUCUCAGUCCACAUUUGGACGAACAGUCAGCCAUCGGAUACCGUCGCUGUGGAGAAAAAGGAGUCUCCAGCAAGCACGGCAGUCCCGCCUACUCAACAGAAACAGUUCGUCGCUUCCACCUACUAUCCGAUGCCGACGGUUGGAGAGAAACAGAAGUCGCCGGAAAGGAAGAAGCCACGGAAGAAGACGGCGCCUCCUACCGUGGAGCAAAAUGUCGAGGAGAAGAAAAAGAAGGUGAGGAGACAGAGAAUGUACGAAAAUGAAAUGACAACGGGAGAAUUUCAGGAAAAUCCUCGCGACAAAACCGUCCCAAUUGGCAAGUUUUCCCCUGAUAACAUAGCUUUCAAAGAUAACAAAUGGGUUCCUUUCAGGACCAAAUUACCGACCUCAGCUGACUCCAGAAGACUUGGAGUGCAUCAGACGAUCGGUUCAACAGAGAAACGAGAGGUAAGUGGAAGAGGCAAUAAUUUAUACUUGAGAAACAAAAGAAUUAGAUGACAAGUGCACUUUCAGACGCCAGUACAUGAUGGCACAUCGGAACGAGACGGACGACACGCUGUACGAACUGGAGGUGCGAAUGCCGGAGAAGGACUACACAAAUCGGAUCGAGGCGACGCAGAAUUCUCGCGUCUAUUGA